UGCUCCGGUGGCUUGACAUGGCGGCAGCGGCGGCGACUGCAGCGACGAAGGGGAAUGCGGGCGGGGGGGCCCGGGCCGGGGCCGGCGAAGCGGGCAGUGCGCGGAAAAAGAAGGGCCCAGGGCCUCUGGCCACGGCGUAUCUGGUCAUCUACAAUGUGGUGAUGACGGCCGGGUGGCUGGUUAUAGCAGUUGGUCUCGUCAGAGCAUACCUGGCUAAAGGUAGCUAUCAUAGCCUUUAUUAUUCCAUUGAAAAGCCUUUGAAAUUCUUCCAAACUGGAGCCUUACUAGAGAGCUUUGGCCAAGACAGUUCUCUUCAGCUACAGAGAAGCUUUGGGGCCAAGACAAGCAGACUCCCUAUUUUACAUUGUGCAGUAGGAAUUGUUCCAUCUUCUGUUGUCCUGACUUCCUUCCAGGUGAUGUCAAGAGUUUUUCUGAUAUGGGCAGUAACACAUAGUGUCAAAGAGGUGCAGAGUGAAGACAGUGUCCUCCUGUAUGUUAUUGCCUGGACAAUGACAGAAAUUAUCCGUUACUCCUUUUAUACUUUCAGUCUAUUAAACCAUCUGCCUUACCUCAUCAAAUGGGCCAGGUACACACUUUUCAUUGUGCUGUACCCAAUGGGAGUGUCGGGAGAACUGCUUACAAUAUAUGCCGCUUUGCCCUUUGUCCGACAGGCUGGCCUGUACUCCAUCAGUCUGCCCAACAAAUACAAUUUUUCCUUUGACUAUUAUGCAUUCCUCAUUCUGAUAAUGAUCUCCUACAUUCCAAUUUUUCCCCAGUUAUACUUCCACAUGAUACACCAGAGAAGAAAGGUCCUUUCUCAUACUGAAGAACACAAGAAAUUUGACUAACUCCUGCUUCCUGCGCACCCCCAAAAAACAAACUUUUCAAUGACAAAAAAUGCUGCAGACUUUUUGAGUUCCCAAUACAUUUCAUAGAAAAUAAGUAAGAACUAUUUUUAAAAAUAUAAAAAAAAUAAAAACCAAAAUCCAGUGUCACACAGGCCUGGGAUUUUAUUUAAAACAACAGCGACAGCAACAACAACCACAACUCUUACGUAAAACAUCCUGACUGGUCCAUUCCAGCAUGCUCUUUGAACCAGAUGUUCCCAGUAUUUCUGAAGGCGCUGGAAGGGGAUCUGGCCGUUUUAGAGCUGCCUGUUUCCUCCCUGUAUGUGAUUAGUAAAGAUCUGUAACACUAACUACCUGGGAGUUAGAGUCAGAGUAAGGAAGUUGUACCCACCAAAUGCCCACCUCACAGUAGAGUUCUGUUUCGGUCUGCAGUGUGUUUCGCAUUCCCUUUCCAAAGUGCUUGACUGCAUGCUGGAAACCGUAUUUUUGAAGCGGCAAACUUUGUUCUCUGGAAUGUUAUGAAGUUCUGGCUGGGACCUAUCCCCUCCUACCUAGUGAAUGAAUUAUACCACGUAUAUGUCUGUGAAGCUUUGGGGUAGUACCUGUAACCGGAAAACAACUAGAACACUUUUGUUUGUUUUCAGUUGAGUCAUUACUGCCUGCCACUGAGGAAAAUGCUUGAAUUUAUUAAGUAUGCGUACUUCGUAGAGAACCUAUCUUAUCUAGGGCUCAGUCUCGAUCAUAUUUUAACCCAGUGACAGUUCUCAGAAAGGGAAGGCUCACUCGCUGGUAAAUGACAAGUACCUUUCACUGUGUCCUUCUCAGAAUGCCUCUGAGUAAUGUAUUUACCCAUAGCUCUUCUCCCUUAGGGACCCAAAGCCAGGCAAGUCACAUAAGGGGUAGAGAGUCUGUAAUUAAAAGCACAUGGAAGGUGUUACUUUAGAAAUACAGACCUGAAGAACAUUUAGGAAUAGGUUUCUAUACCCUUAUUACUUUAUUUUUAGAUUUCAUUCAACUCUUCUGUUAGAAUACUUUGCCUAAUUAUGGUCCUGUGUAAUUCCCACCAAGCUGUAAGUCCAGAGCGGUGAAGUGUUCCAGUCGGGCAGACAUGAGCUAAAAGCAGUAUCAUCUCCAUGUGUUGGAGCUAAGAAAUACUUGAGUCAUGUGGACCUUGUCUAAUUACUGUCAUGUUUUCUUACCAUUUAAUUGCUCAACUGUGCAUUUAAGGCUCUUCAAGAGAGAGCUGAUGAAAAUGUAAAGCCCAAGUUCAGAUGUGCAUUAAAUUUUAAACACAGAAUGUUCUUUGUGGAUUCUUUUCUCCCUUUUUUAUAAGCCGUUGAUCUUUAAAUUUUUAAAAACCUAGCUUACUAGCUUACUGAGUAGUUAUUUAAAAUAUAAUUGCUAAUAUCUGAAGAGUGUCAUAAGGGAAAACUAAUUUUUUCAAUGUUAUUUUCAUAGAAGCCUGAUCAUUAAAAGGAAGAUGAGAAGAAAGUAUGGAGCCUAAAAUUUAAUGCAGGCAGAUGUGUAAUAAAAUCAUUUUUGAAUUGAACAUUAAAAUUCUGCUUCUUUAAGUCAGCACUCUUAACUUGGGCAUGGGGAGAUUAGGAUCUGUUCUUGUACUGCAUCAACUAAAUAUAGAGGAAAGAUUAUUUUUCAUGUUUUUUUCUUUUUCUGUUUCCAGAAUGUAUUUCUACUGUAAAAUAGAAACAAUUUGAGUUAUAUUAGUCUUACUGCUUAGUUUGGGUAAGAUUUUUCUCAGUCAUUUCUGGAAUAGUUAUAGAAUAUGCGAUGACAAAUGUAGGUUUUCCAGGAUCGCUGGAUUGGGGGUUGUAUUUGGGCCUCUGUGUUAUAAAUUGUCACUAUUUAUGAAGAACAGUGUCCCAGACAGUGGUGUUGCAUCAAAUUGAACUUGGGCAGCGAGAACACAGCAAGCAACUCCCUCCUCAUGAAGGGUCUCCACCCCAUUGUGUAUUUUUGUCCGGCGACAUUUAAAAUGCUCACAGCAGAUAAGUAAGGCAUGCACACGGCCGUGUCCUUCAUCCACCUCUCUCGGUAACUGGCCGCUUUAUCCCAGCCGUGAAUUAAUUUCUCCUUUGACAUGGCGGUGUUCUUUUACGAACGGAGAACAUCUAACCCUACCAACUGUCACAUCUUAUAAAGUGUGAAUGAGGAAGGCGGUGUCUGGUGGGUGUUUUUGUCAGACUUGCUGUUUUCAUUUCAAGACACGGUCAAAGACAUCCUCGGCCCCGCCACCCACCUUGGUGGGUGUUUCAGAUCCCCCCACUUCGUGGACUGCCUUCCGGCAGAGAAUUCUUUGAGUUACACAGUCGUGCUUUGUAGACACAAGCUGCCAAUCUGCAUCUUGCUGCGUUCUGUUUGCUCAGGUUGGGAUCACUCAUUUAACACGUACUCCCCAUUAUCAGAGGCACCGUGGAGAGUUAGUCAUGGAGUAAAGCACUGUCCUUCCAGAUAAAGUCCAUUCCUUUGGAGCGAACUUCCCACAGGAAGGGUUUAGAAGAGAUAGAGAUAAAGAGGCCUAUGAAGAUGGUGCCCUUGUUUCUACUGGUUUGUUUGGAUUAUUCGUUUAUAACAAAUGAUUGGCACUGAUGUGGUACAACCUACAAAUUAUUUUCAGUUCUGAGUUUCUAGAUAAAACAUUAUAAAACAUCAAAACCAGUACAUACUGCUCCUUUGAAAUUUGGGUAAGAAAUUAUAUGACCAUAUAUAUAUAGUCCAUUUUUGUAUUUUUUCUAUGUUGUGAAAACCAAAAUUGUAAUUUUAUAAGUCUUUGAUUCACUAAAAUUAUAUAAUUUAAAUGUAUUUUUUGUAUAUUUAGAAAUAAGGAGUUCAAAGACUAUACCUAACUUUCUAUGCAUGCAUUUGGAAGCUGUUUUUACCUGAUAAUGUUAAUGUAGUAAUAAGUUGUAUUCAUAAAAUACUGAUGUGUUGCAUUUCAAAAUAAACUGUGUGCUCUGCCUGGA
Enhydra lutris kenyoni (northern sea otter) is the source of this 3829-nucleotide messenger RNA. RefSeq names its product 3-hydroxyacyl-CoA dehydratase 2. Lineage: Eukaryota; Metazoa; Chordata; Mammalia; Carnivora; Mustelidae. Gene Ontology annotation, biological process: very long-chain fatty acid biosynthetic process; fatty acid elongation; sphingolipid biosynthetic process. Gene Ontology annotation, cellular component: endoplasmic reticulum membrane. Gene Ontology annotation, molecular function: 3-hydroxyacyl-CoA dehydratase activity. The transcript has 9 exons. Bases 18 to 848 code for a protein of 276 amino acids. The record is from RefSeq and is a predicted model, not a curated record.